AUGUUCCUGUUUUCCCAUAUCUCCCCUUAUCUGGCCAGUCUUUACCUCUGCACUCCGCACCCUAAAGACACAAAUCCAGUCUUAGUUCCCCACACUUGUCCAAGUUGGUCUGGAAAAACAUGUAACUACAGAGGCUCAUGUUCUGAUGGAGAGACUGGAAAUGGGACGUGCAUCUGUGACGAUAAAUUCUCUGGUUUCGCUUGUAAUGAGUGCAAAAACCCAAACGCAUACGGAGUGAACUGUGACAAAGAAUGUGACUGUAACCGUGGCGUCUGUAACAAGGGCCCAGAGGGAGAUGGACAGUGCUUCUGCCAGCCUCCGUUCACGGGAAAACGCUGCGACCAACUGAGCUCGGGUUGCCGCUCCUGCCCCCCGUACUCCUUCUGCAGAGGGGAUGGAGACGCAGCUGUGUGUGACUGUCUGCCCGGACACAGAAAAACCUCUCAGGGAAAAUGUGCAACUGUGUGCUCCUCCCGGGACUGUGACGAGAAUGCGCAGUGCUCAUCUCAGGGAUCAAAAGUCACCUGCGUCUGUAAACCAGACUACGAGGGCAAUGGCCGAGUGUGUGUCCCCAAAAACCCCUGCAACCAGAACAACGGAGACUGCCCAGUGAACUCCACCGUGUGUGCGUUCAGCGGAGCAAACAAGUCCACGUGCCAGUGCAUGGCAGGGAUGAGACCAGUAGGGGGCAGCGCUCAGUUCGGCUGUGAGCUGGUGUCAGCCUGUUUGAAAGACUCCUGUCAUCCCUCUGCUUCCUGUCGCACCGGAUUGGACGGACAUGACAGAUGUGAGUGCAGUUCAGAGCAGAUCGGUGACGGUUGGAGAUGUUACGGAAACCUGAUGGAGCAGCUUCUAGAACUCGACAGAACCGGAGACCACCGCGGCAAUCUGACCGAAACUAUUGCUCUUUUUGAGAAAGGCUGCUCGCUGCUGUUGAACCAUGGCGGCCCCAUUACAGCCUUCAUUCCACUGCUCAGGGCUCCGCUCACGCGUGUGAAUGAAGAGGAAGUGUGUAAGAACCACCUGAUCUUAGGGGAACAUCUUUACAAAGACCUUGAGGGGAAGGACUUCAGUCUGUACGGAGGAGGACGGCUGCGCAGCAAGGGCAACAAGAAGGUGAUCCUGAUGGACGAACCUACUGUUGUUUACUCGGUGCUCAGUGAAAACCAUCCAGCCGCGAACGGAGUCAUCCACAUCAUCGACGGGGUCAUGAUCAGCUCAAUGAACAGACCCGUUCGCAAUGAAAAGUUUUCCGCUCUGAGAAUCAGUCAGAUUCUGAGGAAAGACGACCAGUUUAACCGCUUCCUGUCUCUGGUGGAUAACUGCGGUGCUCUCCCUCCAUUCAGAGGAUCGGGGCCUUUUACCGUGUUUGUUCCGACCAAUCAGGCAAUAGACGCGGCCCGAGAUGGCAGCAUUCUCUACAUGCUCAACAAUGCCGAACACAAGUUGCAGGAGCUGCUCAAGUAUCACAUGAUUUCACAAGCCUCGUUGACGUCAGAUGACUUGGCUGUUGUCCCACGGAUCCAUACUAUGGCCAAUCAGGUCGUCCGUGUCUCUGUGACUAACAACGUAAGUCUAGCUUAUGCAAACUAA
Messenger RNA from Knipowitschia caucasica, 1593 nucleotides. NCBI's taxonomy places the organism in Eukaryota, Metazoa, Chordata, Actinopteri, Gobiiformes, Gobiidae. The record is from the annotation of a GenBank genome assembly.